AUGGCUGGUUUGGAGGGUCUGACAAAAAUUGUUUAUGAUGGAUGUUCAAAAUCUACUAGACAUGAGUUAUGGUACGAAUUGCAAGAUAUUAGCAAUCAAUCUGACAAAGCCUUGAUGGUGGGAGGAAUACAAUUUACUAAAGUACUUGAGGUAGAGGAAAUCAAAGAAGCACUUGAUUCCAUAGAUAGCUCAAAAGUUGUAGGCCCUGAUGGUUUUACAACUGAUUUUUAUAAGAAAGCGUUAGAGACAAUCAAGGAGGAAGUGAUCAAGACAAUCCAAUAUUUUAUCCAGGGCAAUGAUCUUCCUGACCAUUUCAGUGCUGCCACUAUCAUUUUUCUUCCCAAAUCCUCAAUCAAAGACCAAUGGCAUCAAUUCGGAACCAUAAGCUUGACUAAUGUAAUCAAGAAAAUCAUCGAAAAGGUUUUCGUCAGGAGGCUACAACCUGUCUUGAAGAAAAUAAUAUGCCCUAACCAAACAACUUUUGUUAAGGGCACGACCAUUGGGGAUAAUGUUCUUCUUGGUAGCAGUGAUGAAGAAAACUACGCAAUUGCUGCUGAAGAGAUCUUUCCAAUAGAUUUUCUUAGAGUGGUGAAAGAAAGCAAAUGUUAUGGGCUAGUUGGCAAAAAGUGGCCAAACCUCUUUCAGCUGGAUGAUUGGGAUUUAAGGGGCUCAACCACCUGUAGUAUAUCAGCUUUUGCGAACAUUGGAUAA
Phalaenopsis equestris is the source of this 711-nucleotide messenger RNA. RefSeq lists its product as uncharacterized. The transcript is spliced from 3 exons. The record is from RefSeq and is a predicted model, not a curated record. Lineage: Eukaryota; Viridiplantae; Streptophyta; Magnoliopsida; Asparagales; Orchidaceae. The coding region runs from base 1 to 711 and encodes 236 amino acids.